AUGUCAUUCAAGAACAAGGAACAACUAGCAACUAUGUUGAAACUUGCUUGCGUGAAGAAAGAUUUUACACUCAAGAAGGUGAUUAAUUCGCGCACUGUGUAUUGCUUUAGAUGUGUACAUCCGGAGUGCAAGUGGUGGCUGAGGGCUAUGAAGCUUUUAAGUUCUGACAGAUUUUGUAUUACAACCUACAUAAAGUAUCACACAUGUGGUUCUGAGCAUAUUACUAGCCAUAAUCCACACGCCACAGCUAAAGUCAUUGGUGAAUACUUCAAAGAUAGGUUUCUCGACGGUAAAGGCCCAUCUACAAAAGAUAUGAGCCAAUCAUUCCGCACAUUUAAUUUGGUUGGCGUAAGUUAUUGGAAAGUCUGGAAGGGCAUGGAGAUUGCAAAGGCUUUGACAAGGGGGGCACAUGGGCACGGGUAUGCGGUGCUUAAUGUGUACCGUUAUAUGCUUUACUCCGCAAAUCCAGGAAGUAAGACGGCGUUGAAGGUUGAUGAUAAUGGGAAGUUCAAGUACUUUUUUGUAGCCUACAAGGCUUGGAUGCUUGGUUUUGCGCAAAAGAGAAAAGUCAUAGCUGUCGAUGGGACAUUCUUGAAGAGCAAGUACGAAAGAGUGUUGUUGUCAGCCGUGGCACAAGAUGCGGAGAAUCAUGUUUUUCCUGUGGCAUUUUGUGUCGUGGACAAGGAGUGUGAUGCCUCAUACAAAUAUUUUUUUGAACAAAUGAGAAGCUUUGUAGAUGAUACCACAGAGUUGUGCAUAAUUUCUGAUAGGCAUCCAAGCAUCAAAAAGGCGGUUUCAAUUGUCUUCCCUUUAUCUCAUUAUGGUUGUUGCAUGAGGCACCUUGGGGAAAAUCUCCGAACCUGCUUUCACAAUACGAAGGUCGUAUCUCGGUUUUAUAAAGCGGCAAAAUCGUACAAUAUAGAGUUCAAUGACCAUUUCAAUCAAAUCGGAGAUACGCCCUCGGGGGCAUUAACAUCUUGA
Lycium ferocissimum is the source of this 981-nucleotide messenger RNA. RefSeq lists its product as uncharacterized. NCBI's taxonomy places the organism in Eukaryota, Viridiplantae, Streptophyta, Magnoliopsida, Solanales, Solanaceae. The transcript has a single exon. Bases 1 to 981 code for a protein of 326 amino acids. The record is from RefSeq and is a predicted model, not a curated record.